Molecule: messenger RNA, 1172 nt
Organism: Thrips palmi
Lineage: Eukaryota; Metazoa; Arthropoda; Insecta; Thysanoptera; Thripidae
Product: metaxin-1
Exons: 8
Coding region: 105-1082 (325 amino acids)
Biological process (GO): mitochondrion organization
Cellular component (GO): SAM complex
Source: RefSeq, a predicted model, not a curated record
UCCCCCCGGUUACUCCUACUCGUCUUCUCCCCGCUUCCUCUUCUGUUCAUUCGGGAAAUUUAGUCCUUGUUUACAUUUCCAUGUUUUAAGUGGAAAGAUUAAGAAUGAGCUCGUCAUCAAUGGAAGUCGAUGUAUGGGCCGGGAAGUGGGAUCUCCCCUCUGUUGAUCAGCAAUGCUUGCAAGUUAUGGCUUAUGCGAAGUUCAGCGGUGCACCAAUUAAAGUUAAUGUCACCAACAACCCAUUCUGGUCGCCUUCCGGUUCUCUACCAGUUUUACGUAGCGGUAAAGAGAAAAUGACAUCCUUUCAAAGCAUAGUUACGCACUUGGAAUCAAAGAAAUACUCUGCAGACUCCAAAUUGACUCCAAUUCAAAAAUCAGAAUGUUUUGCCCUUAACAAACUGCUAGAGGGAAAACUACAUCCUGCCAUUCUUUACACUUGGUGGGUUGAUGAAGCAAAUUAUAUUGAACUUACCCGACCAUGGUAUGCAACUGUUUUACCAUUCCCUUACAAUUAUUAUUACCCUGGCCGUUAUGAGCGGGAUGCAAAGAAAUACAUAGAAACUAUGUUUGUGGAUGACGAGGAUAUGUCCAUCAUAGAAACUCAUUUACUUUCAGAUGCUGAAAAAUGUUUAACAUCCUUGUCUGUCAGAUUGGGUGAAGAAAAUUUCUUUUUUGGUAAAUCCCCCACGUCCUUGGAUGCUAUUGUUUAUUCCUACAUUGCUCCUCUGGUGAAAGUUCCAUUUCAGCAGUGCCCUCUUCAGAACCAUUUAAAAGCUUGUCCCAACUUGAUGGCUUUUGUAGCAAGAAUUACGAGGGGCUAUUUUCCUCUAGUGUCCGAUGCUACCAAGAAUGUAAAUUUGGAGAAAGCAAUAGAAGUAGAGCGUCGGAAUAAAAGGAUAAGAACUGCUCUGAGUUUUGGUUUUGCUGUUGCAGCAAUGACUGGCUUUGCGUUAUACAAUAAUAUUUAUCAGGAAGCCAGACUUGGAAGGCGAUUUGCAACAAAGUUGGAAAGGAUGAAGGACAGAUGGCGGGGAAGGCCCUUGGCUUUAGAUUUCUUUGAACAUGGUUUUGAAGAAGAAUAAGAAUUUGACCAAAUUUUGUUUAUUCAAUCUAAGAGUACUCGUCGUUGAGCUUCAGAAAUUUACCAAAAUAAAGUGUUAUGCAGAAACAAA